Amyelois transitella is the source of this 2795-nucleotide messenger RNA. RefSeq names its product zinc finger protein ZFP2. Gene Ontology annotation, biological process: regulation of transcription by RNA polymerase II. The record is from RefSeq and is a predicted model, not a curated record. Lineage: Eukaryota; Metazoa; Arthropoda; Insecta; Lepidoptera; Pyralidae. Gene Ontology annotation, cellular component: nucleus. Gene Ontology annotation, molecular function: zinc ion binding; DNA-binding transcription factor activity, RNA polymerase II-specific; RNA polymerase II cis-regulatory region sequence-specific DNA binding. The transcript has 13 exons. The coding region runs from base 307 to 2136 and encodes 609 amino acids.
CUGAUGAUAAUAAAAUUUGUUUAAUUUCGGCGUGCAAGAACGCUAAGAAGCCAUGAAAAUAAUUAAUUUAUAGGACUAGCAAGCAGCGUCAUCGACCGUCGCCUAUCCAUUAAAAAAAAAACAAAAUCACAACAACAAAAAAAUAACAAGUCGAUGUGGGAUAUAAUUUUUUCUGGUUUAAAUGUUAUAACGAAGCUACUACUCCCUAAUUUAACUCAUGAUGUUCGGUUACUCGCGAAGUACACAUUUUAAGUAUAUUUAAUUCUAAUAAUGUUCAGUAGGUGUUGCAGAAUCUGAACCAUAAAAAUGGUACACAUAUCAUCCCUCUGCAGAAUAUGCCUGACUUCAGACGUGAAUAUGCACGUUAUAGCCCAAACGCCGCUCCAAGAAGUUUACGAGAAACUUACCAAUGUUCCAUUGCACACAGAAAUGAGGCCUAUAGCGACUUGCUACAUCUGUUUCGCGAGAUUGAAAAACACGCAAAAGUUGAUACAGACCUCGCUAAGAGCCGAGAAAUUACUCAGAGGCAUCUUGGAAAGCAAUCAGCCCACCACAACAGAGUUUCUAAAUGUUAUCCAAUCAAAGAACAACCUGACAAUACACAUUGCACCUGUUGAAUGUAUAACUGUCGCUGAAGAACAAAUAACUAAUAGUGAAGAAGUCAUAACAGCUGUUGAAGAAGGCGGUCCAGUGAAAGUUGAACAGGAAACGGUGACCGUGAAGACUGAAAGAACAGCAGAAACAUCGGAACCAAAUGGAAUUCCACUGUCAGAUUUAGACAAUGGCGGUUUUACUGACUCCGAUGAUGACGUGCCACUGAAGAAUAUCAGUAUGAAACAAGACAGAAAGGGAAGUUUGAAGAGAACGGACGGGAAAGGCCGGAAAUAUAAAACAGCAUUCAAAUUGAACGCGAAAGAGAUUAUACUUACGAAAGAGGAACAAUUGAACGAAAUGAAUGCGCGUGCGUCGUCGUCCAAUUACAUGGACUCGCCGUACAAAUGCGUUUUGUGCUACAAGGGUUUCGUCGACGACCAGGCGUAUAGCAACCACAGGGAGAAACACGCCGAGAGCAGCGGCGAUCACGAGUGCGACAUAUGUCAUAUGCGAUAUCGCACCGCGCGCCACCUCAGAACUCAUUCUGCGACGUCGCACUUCAGACAGUACUUGUGUAACGUAUGCGAGCACAGAUCUCAUACCAAAAACCAAGCGAGGGAACAUCAGAAAUGGCACGAGGGUUACACUUACGAGUGUGAAUUGUGCGGGCAGAAGUUCAGAAAAUCAACAUCCUAUCUGACUCACAUGAGGAAAUGUCACCCAACACAACACGUUUGCGAAUUGUGCGGCGAGAGUUUUGUCGGUAAACACGGUCUGCUGAUGCAUAAGAGCAAAACGCACAGACAUACUCAACAGAAUCCAACAAUACCACAAAAGAAUUCUGACACUUACUGUUCUGAAUGUCAAAUACAAUUUUUGACAAGUGACGCGUGGAAGAGACAUAUGCUCAACUCUUUCAAGCACAAGAUGAAGAACAAGGACGGGUCGCACUGCGCGAUAUGCGGCGGCGGCGUGCCGGGCCCGCUGGCCGAGCACCUGCGCGGGCACGCGCGCGCGCUGCGCCCGCCGCGUGCGCGCGCGCCGCCGCCCGCCGCCCGGCUGCCGUGUCAACAGUGUAAUGGCACGUUUUCGAGCAAAUCUUUGCUGAUUACUCAUACAAAACGCGCUCACCUCGGCGUGAAGUACAAUAGAAAUGUCGUGUGUGAAAUAUGCGGAAAGCAUUGCACUUCCAACGCCUCCCUCAAAUACCAUCAGCGCUCGCACACCGGCGAGAAGCCGUACUCGUGCGCCGUGUGCAACAAGAGGUUCUCGAGCAAGAACCACCUGAACAUACACACGCGGACGCACACGGGCGACCGGCCGUACGUGUGUGCGACGUGCGGCAAGCGGUUCACGCAGAAACCGGCGCUCAAUAGGCAUCAGAGGAUACACACCGGAGUGAAACCCUACGAAUGUCAGUUCUGCUCCAAGUGUUUCAGCCAAUCGGAUUCGUUGAAUGUUCACGUAAAAGCUGUACAUUUAAAAAUGCCCAUAAUCAGAAAAAAGGGGGGGGUGAAAGCUGAAGAUCGUCAAGAUGUGUAGUGGUCUUCUUCCUCCUGGCUUUAGUCCCGGUUUCAUCCUCACCACUCUGGAGAGAAGCCCGGGGUGUGUCUUUGACCAUGAAUAGAAUAGAUUUAUUUUCAAAACUGGAUACAAGGUAUCACUUAUUGACGUCACAUCACUUAAAUCUAAUUAUAACUACUGCCGCUUCCAAAGCGCAAGUGUAGAAGAAGCGGCGGAACAAACUACACUGCAGCAUGUUCAUCGGACGUCAAUUUACAAAUAUAGAGGUCUCUUAAAUCUAAAUCGUGGACGAAUGCACAUUGUCUACUAUGAAUGCAUGGAUUGGGUGAGUCAGGUUUUUGCACGAAGCGAUUCGCUUCUGAACUCCGCAAUCUUUGCAGGGGAACCUAACCCGUUUUGGAUAUCAAAUAGCAGGUACCCAUCACCGCAGAUCUUGCAUGGAAAAUACAUACAUAUAACCACGUCUAUAUCCCUUGCGGGGUAGACAGAGCCAACAGUCUUGAAAAGACUGAUAGGCCACGUUCAGCUGUUUGGCUUUAUGAUGGAAUUGAGAUUCAAAUAGUGACAGGUUGCUAACCCAUCGCCUAAAAGCAGAAUCCCGAGUUCAUAAGCCUAUCCCUUAGUCUCUUUUAACGGCAUCCAUGGGAACGAGAUGGAGUGGUCCUAUUCUUUUUUAU